AUGUGGCAAGACAUCCGAGGGUACGGAUUGGUGGGAUCCGGGCACAUUUCACGCCAAGGCCAACCGACUGCGUUGGUGAGGCCCACUGCUGCCGAGUGGAAUGCACUCGAGUUGCAAAUCGUUUCUCCACCUGCUGUCGUAAUCAACUCCUUUCACGACACAGUGAAGCAGCAAGUGUUGUUAGAUGUUGUCGCCGAAAAGACCACAUACAAUUCCCAGCACACAGCCUCACAACAAAACCGUCACUUCAAGGUGGGCAUUAGUGUCGACUACUACAGGAUGAAUUCGACGACCGAGAGCAACACGGGGCACCACAACUGCGUUGAGGCUACCCCAGUUGCUUGUGCAUUUCCCUUCUCGUUGCUUCACAGCACCACAGCUGUGAGAAGACCGCCAACCAUACUUGAAGUGAGGCCUGAAGAGAUGACUGGCUGGUUUUCAGAGAAUAGGGCACUGGAAGUUUUGACACGAAUCGAGGGUACGUUGAUUGAGAGGCACUUUGCAGAAGGUAGAAACUAG
Mesocestoides corti is the source of this 519-nucleotide messenger RNA. NCBI's taxonomy places the organism in Eukaryota, Metazoa, Platyhelminthes, Cestoda, Cyclophyllidea, Mesocestoididae. The record is from the annotation of a GenBank genome assembly.